This is a messenger RNA of Pelagomonas calceolata, 1820 nucleotides long. Lineage: Eukaryota; Pelagophyceae; Pelagomonadales; Pelagomonadaceae. The record is from the annotation of a GenBank genome assembly.
GGAUGAGGCACAGAGAGCCAGUGCUUGAGACAAGCCUCCUGAGCGGUCUGGCCAAGCGAUUCCAGCAAGCACGGCUGCCCCUGACUCGACACGUAUCUGCACGUUCACGCGCGAGCGGAUGCCCGGCCUCCGCGCCGCCGGGGCUGCCCGCAUCACCAGCACAUAGAGUAGCAGCAGCACAUAGAGCACGAAGGCGCGCCGCUCCGGCGGCUCCACCACAAGUAACCACUCCGCGGACCUCCGCAGGGUCAUACUAGUACGGCAUGGCCCGGCUCCUCCCGGCCAAAUGGGUCUGGUGGUACCGCGACAAGCGCUGCGCGUACGGCUACUCCAAGCGCAUUUACAAUGAUAAGAAAUGGAAUAAAACUAUUGCACCGUUACGGCCGACCUUCGAGAGCUUAGGGUUGAAGGAGGACGACGUGGCACGACUCCACGAGCAGUUCUUGAAGAUCGACAAGGAUGGAUCCGGCACGAUAGAGCUCUGGGAGAUGCUCGACCAUCUCGAUCUGAAGAGGAACAGAUUCGCGAAAAGGGUCUUCGCGAUCUUCGAUGUGGAUGGUAGUAACGAAAUAGAUUUCAAGGAGUUCGUCGUGGCGCUGUGGCAGUACUGUACAUUAGGAAGGGCGCAGCUCAUCAUGUUCGCCUUUGACCUGUACGAUCGGGAUUCGAGCGGAGCCAUCGACUUCGAGGAGUUCAAUACGAUGCUCAAGGAGCUGUACGGGCCUGUGUGGAAAUCAACCAGUGAGUUACGUUCGUCGAUGGCGUGGAAGCUCCACGCCAUCGAGCAGACGCAGCUUCGGAGACAACAUCGCGUCGAUGGCGUGGGGCGCCCGAAAUUCGAUUUCCACACAGGUACGGGCGGCGCUACGCGAAGAACCAGAUCGCGCUGAAUUUGCUGAGACAUAUCAAUGAGUUGAAUAAGCGCCAUGAUACGGAGGAAGUGGACGUCGAGACCUUUGCGGCGUUCGUCAAAAGCCACCCGGCGUUAUUACAACCCGCGUUCUCGAUGCAGCAGACUCUUAGGGAGAGAAUACUGGGUGGGGCGUGGUGGGACCGGCGGUCCCACGAGCGCGUGAAAGUGAACGGCAUGAAUUUGAGAAUCCAUGAUUUGAUGAAGGCGCAUCUACACGAAGGCGCGUUCCACGCGUUCAUGAAAGCCGUCGAGAAGAGCGACGCCAAGGAGUACAAGAAGGACGCCGAGGCGCAUCGCGACUUUAGCGUGGACUGGCACAAGACCGUUAAGGUCACGGGCAUGGUCGCGCAGCGCCGCGCGAAACAAGGCAUUUACAAUCCUCAAUCUUCCGAGAUCCUCGACAAGUACUCGAGCGGCAAAGCUAGAGAACGCCGGGGCAGCCAGGACGACCUCCGCAAGGUCUCGCCCGACCCGUCGUGCCCGGACGCACACCCCGAGCUCCGGACGACGGACGCGGUGCGCGGGCCGCGGGCCUCGCCGCCCACAAAGGGCGCCCAGGCCCUCGACGCGAAGCUCCGGAACCGCAACAAUACUGCAGGUGAAAACACGCGCCUCGGCUCCUUCGCGCACCACGGGUCGCCCGAGCGCCUCGUCGAACGCACGCCCCAAAACAAGGAAAGCGCUAGUAAGCUCGACGCCAAGAACCGCAGCAAACAGCGGAACGACAAGGCGAACUGGCUCGCCGACGUCGACCCGCGCCUCGGCGCGACGGACAAGCAGCGGAAGAUCGCCGCCGUGUACGAGAAGAAGAAGAAGCGAAAGAAGAAGAGCGGCUCCUCGCCGCCGGAGAAGAAGAAGGGUGCCCCGCCGCCGGCGCCGUAGUUUGUUAGUAAGUUAUUGAUAUGUA